Taeniopygia guttata (zebra finch) is the source of this 7326-nucleotide messenger RNA. NCBI's taxonomy places the organism in Eukaryota, Metazoa, Chordata, Aves, Passeriformes, Estrildidae. The record is from RefSeq and is a predicted model, not a curated record.
GCCAGCGCGCUUCCCGCCGCCCCCAGAAGGCGCGGGCUUCGCCCGGUUGUUUUCCUUCAUUUCGUGUUGCCUUUACAAGCCGGUCUGACACCAUCGUCUCUGCACGGGGCGUCGCUGUCACGGCUGCAGGCGGGGCCUCGGCAGCUGAGCGCUCUGCCCGCACAUCCCGGGCGGCGGCCGGAGGGGAGGAACGCGGCGCUUCCCCCGCGCCCACUCGGUCUCUGCACGAGCAGCCUGUGGGAACAGCUCGGCUUGUCCGGGUUCCGGGGCUAGGCCCGGGGCGAGAGCGGGUCCAAAGGCCUCUCUAAGGUGGGAGCCAGGGGCUCCACAGAGGGGAUCGAGGUCCCUUGUUUGCUGGCCUUGUGCUGCCGCGGCCUCCUCACACGAUAGAUAUUAAUUUGUGACCUUGUUUCUUUUUGUAAGGUUUGUGUGAGCGGAACGAAAACGGCCAGUGCUGUGGAUGACCUACAUAAAAGCUCUUUACUCUGGCGUGUUGUUUUCCUGAGCAUAGAAGAUCUGGGUUCUGCACAAGCAAAUUUCGCUGGUUCUCAAGCCCUUUGCCUCUAAAAUGCAAAAAACCUUUCUGUGUUAAGAUAGAUAAGCUUCAGACUGUGUGCUUGUGCACUGUGCAAAUAUGCAUUAGCUGAUCUUCAAAAGCUUUAGAGUCUGAAAACAAAUUUAAGGGAAUAAUUUUCUUCUGGGAGGGGUAAGGAGGUUGAAGGUGUUUGGUUUACAUCUGUUAAGCUGAUGGUUCAUUUAAUCACAAGACAUGUACUGUAGCAGUCUAGAACAAAAUGUGUGUGUCUUGAUUGUGAACCUUUCUUUGGUCUAGAUUCAGCAAUUUUACUGUGCAGUGAGAGAGAUAACAAAAUAUGAGGUAAAAAUCAAGCCCUCUUAGAUAUGAUCUAAUGUCUUCUAUAUGCAGGAGCAGCUUUUCACAUGUGUAGGAUCGACAGCAUCCUCUGGUAAGAUGAAGGCAUUUCAGGCCUUGAGGAGCCAAAGCUGUGUGUCGCUGUAGGCUGAGGUAUCACUGUGGCCUGAGGAGACUGCAAAGGAAUGAGUCUGCUAAGGUGACAGAGGUCAGCUGGUCCCAGCAGGUAAUCUGUGCCCAUUGUUGAAGGGAAAGGCGAAGUCGGACCUGGUUUCCUAGAGUGGAAACUUCAAGGAACACCAGCUGGAUAUUGAGCCAGUUAUACUGCAGAAACUGAGCUAGCCUUAAGAGUUUGUAUACUCCACUCGCCCCACUGUGUUGUGUUCAAUAGCAUAGGCUUCUCCACUCUAGGUGCUUCUCAGGUGAGCUUUGGAGGGGUACUUACUUCUGUGGCUGUGAUGUUUGCAGCGCUGGAGACAGCUAGGUUAGAACAAGGCUAGGCCCACAGCAGCUGCAUUAGCAGGAUUGAAGAUACAUGUUACAGAAGGGUCAUUGCCACCCUUAAGAGUGUCUCUGUCAUGUGACACCACGGAGGAAGGGAGGGGUGGGCCCCUUAGUUCUUAAGCUGCCUCAGUGGUGGAGACAAAAUACUCUCCCUCACAAUUUCAGAAAAGUAGCUGAGCCUAUGAAAAAUCUGAUGGCAGGGGGGUCAAAUGUAUUUUGUCCAUACCCUAGGUAGCUGUUAGAUGUAGAAGCAAAGCAAUCCUGCUCUAUUGUGCUUGACAGUUAGCAAAUCACCUUCCAAAUGAGUAAUAUAUCUUACUAAAUUUUUCUUGAGCAGUGAAAGGUUUGUUGAUUACAACUACAGGAGCAGUGAAAACUAAGUUAUGUACAAGAGAAAUCUACUGAAAUAGCAAAUCUUUUCCUUGAUGUUAACCUCAGAGGUGAGGACUGACCGCUAGACCAUCAGAAAAAUAGCAUUGAGAGUCAUAUGCUGCCUAGUUAUUUUUAGAAAAGACUUUCUUUACUGUACAAGUCAUGUGCACUGACAAAAGAUUGUGCCUCUCCUCUGGCUUCCUGUAUCCGAUAGAGAAGUACAUCAGUGAAACUUUCAGCGAUUCAGCCUCCUGCCAGCACAGAAGCAGCCAGUGCUUGUGCCUGCAUCCCUGAGAUGGUAGCUGGAGAAGAAUGAUCUUCCCAAAAGCACCAGGAAAGGAAUGUCAGAGGCCGAUGUUUCUUUUCACUUGAUGCUGGUAUGCCUGUGAAACCAAGUGAGGAGCACUCAGUGUUAGAGAUACUGGAUCACGGCUGUCACAGUUUGGUAGGAGACUCUGCCUGGUUAUGAGGUGCUGACAGGAGAAAGAGCAUCGCGCUUGGCUGCUCACCUUACCCAUUUGACUGUAAAUAAUGGAGGCCAAGGAGGAGAAGAAGGAACGGCGACAAGGCUAUUUUGCUCGUUUGAAAAAGAAAAGACAAGUCAAACAAACCACUGAGACUGUCUCUGCCAAUUCCCCUGGAUCUCCUGUUUCCACAACACCUUCUGAGAAAGAUGAUGAAAGGAAAGUUAUUUUGGAGCAAAUCAGUUCCUCUGAAGACAACUGUAAAUUUCCUGGGGAAAAGGAAACUGCUCCAGACAAGGAUAAGAAAAAGAAAAAGUACAAUCAACUGAAAGACAUCAGACGCACAGAACUUAAAAGAUACUAUAGUACUGAUGACAAUCAAAACAAAAGCAAUGAAAAGAAAGAGAAGAAGAUGGUUUCUCAGAAGCCUCAUGGUACCAUAGAAUACACAGCUGGAAAUCAGGACACCAUAAACAGCAUAGCAUUAAAGUUCAACGUCACCCCAAACAAGCUUGUGGAGCUCAAUAAGCUUUUCACACAGACAAUUGUGCCAGGCCAGAUUCUCUUUGUGCCAGAUACAAGUACUGGAAGGCUGUCUUCUAGUCCUGGUGCUCCUGUUUCUCCUUCAUCAUCAGAUGCUGAAUAUGAUAAACUCCCUGAUGCUGAUUUGGCAAGAAAGGCUUUCAAACCAGUGGAGAGAGUCUUGUCCUCUACUUCAGAAGAGGAUGAGCCUGUGGUUGUCAAAUUUUUAAAAAUGAAUUGUCGUUACUUCACAGAUGGUAAGGGUGUUGUUGGAGGAGUCAUGAUUGUAACUCCAAACAAUAUCAUGUUUGACCCACAUAAAUCUGAUCCUCUGGUAAUUGAGAAUGGAUGUGAAGAAUAUGGGCUCAUCUGCCCCAUGGAGGAGGUUGUCUCUAUAGCUCUCUACAAUGACAUCUCUCACAUGAAGAUUAAAGAUGCAUUGCCAUCUGACAUACCAAAGGAUCUUUGUCCUCUGUACAGGCCAGGAGAAUGGGAAGACCUGUCCUCUGAGAAAGAUAUCAAUCCUUUCAGCAAAUUCAAAUCCCUUAGCAAGGAAAAGAGGCAGCAGAAUGGGGAUGCAUCUGUUGCUCUGGGUGCCAAACAGAUAAAGCCUUCAGAUAAGGAAAAGUCUGAUGAUUUUGAAGUUCUUCAGUCAUCAGAGAGUAUAAGCUCAAUCAAAUCAAAGUCUCUGGAGUUUCCCAACAACAUCACUGCCACUGAACAUUUGGAAAAGUUUGAUGCAGAUGCAUGUACCAAGGACCCUUCGAGGAAAAAAAAUUCUUCAGAUACCAAAACCAAAGAAAAAUCCUUUCCAGGAGAAGGCGAGGAUGACUUCACUGAGCUGGAAAAGACAUCAUCUCAUAUGGAUAGAGGGUUGGACAGGAAAAUCUCAGUAAUGGAAGGCUUGCUGGCUGACCCCAGGGACUUGGGGAGAACUAAGCAGCAGGUAACCAAACCUACUACAGAAGUCCAGGAGCACUUGACAGUUGAUUCCUUGGAAAAAAAGGACAGUGUUGAACCUAAAGCUGACUUAGACUUAGAGCUGUGUGAAAAGCAAGAUGUUAUUCCAGAAGUAAACAAAUGUGUCAGUACUCCGACAGGUAAGGUGGAGACUGAAUUGGACACUAAGAAAGAGCUAGAGAAAGAUAAACUUAUUGAGUUUUACCUCAAUAAAGAUGGAAAUGGGUCUCAGUCAUCUGAAGAUUUACACAAGGCUGAAAUCCAGAAAGGUGAAAACAAUAAAGCAAUUGGCAUAGACCUUACACUUAGCUGUUCAAAGUCCCAAGCUAAUGAAGUCCAUACAGUUAAAAGUAUGGAGCUUGAUUCCUGCUGUGUUGAAAGGAAAGCACCUUCAUUAGAAAUCAGCUCAGCAGCAGCAGAGGAAAAGGAUCUGAAAGAGUCUGUGGACUCUUCAUUAGUACCAGCUGUAGACAAGACCUGUCAAGAAACACAGUUAGACAAUCAAUCAGAAAUCAGACUGUGGCUGAUGCAGAAAAUUCAAGUGCCAAUUGAAGAUAUGCUUCCUUCAAAAGAGGAGAAGAGCAAGACUCCUCCAAUGUUUCUGUGCAUUAAAGUAGGCAAGCCCAUGAGAAAAUCCUUUGUGUCUCAGAGCAUGACGAUGUCUCAACAGUACAGUAAAAAGAUAAAGCAACCAGAGUACUGGUUUGCUGUUCCUCGGGAAAGGGUGGAUCACUUGUACACAUUUUUUGUUCAGUGGUCACCAGAAAUAUAUGGGAAAGAUGCCAAAGAGCAAGGUUUUGUUGUGGUAGAAAAGGAGGAGCUUGACAUGAUUGACAACUUUUUUAGUGAGCCCACUACUAAAAGCUGGGAGAUAAUUACUGUAGAAGAAGCUAAACGACGAAAGAGUGUUUGCAGUUACUAUGAAGAAGAAGAAGAAGAUGAUACUUUGCCUAUCCUAAAGCAUCACAGCGCUCUUCUGGAGAACAUGCACAUAGAGCAGCUUGCCCGGCGCUUGCCCGCGCGGGUGCAGGGCUACCCGUGGCGCCUGGCAUACAGCACGCUGGAGCACGGGACCAGCCUGAAGACCCUGUACCGCAGAUCGGCUUCUCUUGACAGCCCAGUUCUCCUUGUCAUCAAGGAUAUGGACAACCAGAUAUUUGGAGCGUAUGCUACUCAUCCCUUCAGGUUUAGUGACCAUUACUAUGGCACUGGUGAAACAUUCCUCUACACUUUCAGUCCACAUUUCAAGGUAUUUAAAUGGAGUGGAGAAAACACCUACUUCAUCAACGGAGACACUACCUCUCUGGAGCUUGGUGGUGGAGGUGGCCGGUUUGGUUUAUGGUUAGAUGCAGAUUUGUAUCACGGGCGAAGCAACUCUUGCAGCACCUUCAAUAAUGACAUCUUAACUAAGAAAGAAGAUUUCAUAAUACAAGAUGUAGAAGUAUGGACAUUUGAGUGAAACACUGACUGCCUUAAGGACUGGAUCCAUUAGGCACUUAAAAGGUAUCCAGAAGGCGCAGGCUGCCUCACAAUGUUACAUGCUUUUUCCUCAAGUUUGUACCAGAGCAUGACUACACAAAAAAUCCAACCGAACGGCCCAAGAAUAAAGAAUUGAUUUUGAGAGGCAGUAAGAGACAGAGCAGUAAGAGUUCACUCUGAAGUGCUUUUUACUUCCUCUUCAGUACUCUUCCAUUGAAGAUACAAUGCUUAUGAAAAUGUUCAUGAUGUAUAAGUUGAAAACUUUUUAUGUAACUGUGAAAAAGAUCCUGUGGAAGAACUAUAACUGUCUAGUACAUUCCAUGUGUAUUUAUGUUCAACAUGCAAACGCUGACCAAAAAUAAAAGGUUACUUUACCAAAAUCUAUAGCAUACUGUUUGCCAUGGAAAAGAAUCAGAAAUAGGUGUACACAGCACUUAAGGGAACAUGUUUUUAAAAUUAUUUUAUUUAUUGUUACUGUAUAGUAGAUUUUUUUUGUAAAUGUAUUAGCUGUGAGUUUUUUUUGUUUAAUAUUUCAAAUCUCAUUUUGAUAAUUACUGUUGAGGUGGGUUUCUUAUGCAUUGGCAUUUAUUCUGAAUAAAUUUAUUUGAUUUCUGAAGUUAAUUUUUAUAUUUUUAUUUUGUAAAUGAGAUUUGGUUUUCAUUAUACCCUAAUUAGAGGGUUUCUUUUCCUGGGAGAAACACUUGAGUGCAUAAUUCUGUUUCAUUUUCUUUUCCUGAAAUAAAGGAGAAGGUGGAUAGUGCUUUUUCUUAACUUUGCUGUCACAUUCCUGUUAAUAGAUAACUAUUUUGGCAGUGUAUGGAGACACUAGGCAACUUGCCCCCUGGUGUAGACUUUAUCAGUUCUGUUGCAGUCCACAGAAUUGGGAUAGCAUGCUCUGAGCACAUGCCUGAGUAUUAUUUGACUGAUUAUGAAGGAGAUUUCUUAGAGAACUGUUGUUCUGUAUCACCACCAAAUGGUUCAAAAUAAGCCACCCACUGUGCUUUGAUGAGCACUUCUCUAUAAAUUGAAGAAUUUGUUAAGGAGAAAAUACAAUUGAGAUUUAGAGAAGAAAGUUCCUAACAGGCCAGGUUACAUUAGUGUAAAACUUGUUUUCCUAAUAAUUACACAUAUAAUUUCCUUUAAAAGAAUACUUCAAGCAGCAGUCUGGUUUAGGAUUUGACAGUCAACUAAAUUUUCUUGUUUGUUUUUAAUGAAUUUAUCAGAUACUUCCCCCUCCCUCCACCAAAGCUGAAAAGACUAUAUUACAAAAUCUGUAAAAUUUAUUUUACGAAUAAAAUAUAUUACAAAAUUAUAAAACAUUUGGUAAAUGGGGAGAGUGUGAGAGAGGACUGGUAAUCUUCACUGUUUGCUAAGGAAUUCUGCAUUGCCAUUAAGCUGUGGUUUUGUUUACACAAUCCAGGCCUAACUAAUAUUAGGAUGCUGUCCUGCCUUAAGACUUGAAUAUUUCAUUGUCCUGAGAAAGGCAGGUUUUAGAGGCAGUAGUGUGCAUUAAAACAGUACAAUCUAAUGUUGGAAUAUUAUUAACUGAGUAAUACUGCUCUUUUCUUUUUGAAUAGAUGAAAUAAUAAUUUUAAAAAGCCAUUUGCUUUUCCUUCAAAAGCAUAGCAUUUUAAAAUCUUUAUCUUGCACAGAAGUUUCACAGACUUAAAAAACAAUGCUAUACACAGUAAGCCUGUAACACGCUGCACAUGAGCUUUUCACGCUUCCUUUCUUUGUGGUCUACUACAGCCAUAAAUAAAGUUCUUAUUGGUAAUGCUUUAAAAUAUUUUGGAAGUUGUUAACAGCAUAAUGCUUUGAAGAUACCCAGAAUAUCUAACACUCUUUGCUAUUUUAAAUGGUGGCAGAAGACCACUUAAUAGUUUAAAAAAACCCAAACAAACAAACACCCAACAAAAAAAUCCCCACAACAUACAAAAUGAAAUAAAGUUCAACAUUUUGCAUACAUUUCACUCUUGCUACCUACAACUUACUCCAUUAUAUUAUCCUUGUCAAAGCAUAUCUAAAUGCUGUGGUCUAUAUUCAAAACAGUGUUGUUCAAUCAAAAUUCUGUGACCCUUUAAACUAUGAAUAUUGAAUAUAUGUAAUGCAGUGCUAUCACAAUAUUUUCAAUAAAGGAAUUUAUGCAUUCAGAAA